Messenger RNA from Talpa occidentalis (Iberian mole), 3203 nucleotides. RefSeq names its product ankyrin repeat domain 6 (gene ANKRD6). Gene Ontology annotation, molecular function: protein binding. The record is from RefSeq and is a predicted model, not a curated record. Lineage: Eukaryota; Metazoa; Chordata; Mammalia; Eulipotyphla; Talpidae. The coding region runs from base 549 to 2723 and encodes 724 amino acids. The transcript is spliced from 16 exons. Gene Ontology annotation, cellular component: cytoplasm; nucleus.
UUCUCCUUGCAUUACUGUCAUCUGAGGAUCAUUCAAAAACAUUCUGCCCAUCUGUGAAUUAUUCCUGGACUCUUCACUCGGGGCAGUGUUACAAGUCCUGUGCUGGCGGGAGGGAGCAAUCCAACAAAAUCUGAAGACCCAGGACUUUCAGAAGCUGUGAUGAGCAGAUUGGGAAGCCACAAAACAUUGUGAGCUGAAUGGAUAGCCCAAUAAGAUCAUAGAGGUGAUUUAGUCAGGUCUGGCAGAGGAAGCUAAAGGGAAAAAGACAGCAAGCAUUGUAACGUAAAUCACCGCAGACCCACAGGGCUUUACGGCCCUAGGAAGCUAAUGAUCUCUCCAGAAACAAAUUGACUGCAGUUAUCCAGAAAGAGAACAUGAGGUAGAACGGGGAGGACAGACCCCCAGAUGUCCCGAAGAUGGCAUGGUGACACAGGCACCUUCCGAUGAUUGGGAGCAUCUUCACCCGCGGGUGCCGGCCCAGGCCAGUGGCGUCGUGGCUGAAGGAACUUGUCUACUGCUUUCCCAAGAAUCUCUUUCUCUCCUAAUUCAUGAGCCAGCAGGAUGCGGUCGCUGCACUUUCAGAACGCCUUCUCAUAGCUGCGUACAAAGGCCAAGCAGAGAAUGUGGUUCAGCUCAUCAACAAGGGCGCCAAGGUAGCGGUUACCAAGCACGGCCGGACCCCCCUGCAUCUUGCUGCCAAUAAGGGCCAUCUUUCUGUGGUCCAGAUCCUGCUGAAGGCUGGCUGUGACCUUGAUGUCCAGGAUGAUGGGGAUCAGACCGCCUUGCAUCGGGCCACAGUGGUGGGGAACACUGAGGUCAUUGCCGCGCUCAUCCAGGAGGGCUGUGCUCUGGACCGACAAGACAAGGACGGGAAUACGGCGCUGCAUGAAGCUUCCUGGCACGGUUUCAGCCAGUCCGCCAAGCUGCUCGUUAAAGCAGGAGCUAACGUGCUUGCCAAGAACAAGGCGGGGAACACAGCUCUGCACCUGGCCUGCCAGAACAGUCACUCCCAGAGCACCCGCGUCCUCCUGCUGGGCGGGUCCCGCGCAGACCUCAAAAAUAAUGCAGGCGACACCUGUUUGCACGUUGCCGCACGCUAUAAUCAUUUGUCCAUCAUUAAGCUCCUCCUCAGUGCUUUCUGUUCUGUCCAUGAAAAGAACCAGGCUGGAGACACAGCUCUUCAUGUUGCUGCUGCCCUAAAUCACAAGAAGGUGGUUAAAAUCUUACUGGAAGCUGGAGCAGAUGGGACCAUUGUUAAUAACGCAGGCCAGACUCCGCUGGAGACUGCCCGCUACCACAAUAAUCCAGAAGUUGCUCUUCUUCUCACCAAAGCUCCCCAGGUCUUGCGCUUCAGUCGUGGGCGAAGCCUGAGGAAAAAGAGAGAGAAACUCAAGGAAGAAAGGAGAGCUCAGUCUGUGCCAAGAGAUGAGGUGGCACAAAGCAAGGGAAGUGUCUCAGCAGGAGACACCCCUAGCAGUGAACAGGCUGCACCCAGAAAAGAAGACGCCAGAGAAGAUAUCCUGUCAGCUUCCCCAGAGCCCAGAGCCAAGGACAAUAGGCGGAGAAAGUCAAGGCCCAAGGUAUCAGCAUUUUCUGACCCCACCCCACCAGCAGACCAGCCUGGAUGCGAAAAGAACUCACAUGCUCAUAAUCACCCUAAAAAGAGACCCAGGCAUCGAUGUUCGCCACCACCCCCUCCCCAUGAGUUCAGAGCCUACCAGCUCUACACACUGUACAGGGGCAAGGACGGGAAAGUCAUGCAGGCACCAAUAAAUGGCUGUCGAUGUGAACCUCUAAUCAACAAGCUGGAGAAUCAGUUGGAGGCAACUGUGGAGGAGAUCAAAGCAGAACUGGGGUCAGUUCAGGAUAAAAUGAAUACAAAGCUGGGGCACAUGGAGAAUAAGAACCAGCACCAAAUGCGGGUUCUGGACAAGCUGAUGGUUGAGCGACUCUCUGCAGAGAGGACCGAGUGCCUGAACCGCCUGCAGCAGCACGCAGACACAGAGAAGCACCAGGGAGACAAACGACAGAUGACUUUGGUAGAUGAAUUGAAGACCUGGUGCCUGUUGAAGAUUCAGAAUCUGGAACUGAAGCUUUCUGGAGAGUCUAGAACCUCUAGGGCUAAAUCUACACCAUCCACUUGCGAGUCCUCCACAGGUGUGGAUCAAUCAGUGGUGACUGCAGAUCCUGUAGCAGCUUCUGACAGUUCCCCUCAGGUGGUUAGGCCCAAGGAAAAGGCCCUCAGCUCCACUGCGACCCACAGGCUCCAGCAGGAGCUAUCUUCCUCGGAGUGUACAGGCUCCCGACUGAGGAAUGUCAAGGUUCAGACUGCCUUGCUGCCUUCUAAGGAGGCAGCCAGAUUUGAUCCGCAGGCUGGACCCUGUGUCGACAGAGGCACCCAAACCAAGAAGUCUGGGAAAAGUGGGCAAAUAAGGCAUCGAGGCCAGCACCAGGCAUCCACCUGUGGGCAGCCACCACCAGCAGCAGGCAGUGAGCAGCCCGCCCCUCACGCUCGAAACACCUCCCAAGCUCUGGAGCUUACCCAGUAUUUUUUUGAGGCUGUUUCUACCCAGAUGGAAAAGUGGUAUGAAAGGAAGAUUGAAGAAGCGCGAAGCCAAGCAAGUCAGAAAGCCCAGCAAGACAAGGCCACGUUGAAGGAACAUAUUAAGAGUUUAGAAGAGGAACUUGCUAAACUAAGGACUAAAGUGCAGAAGGAGAAUUAAGGCCUGGGAAGUGGCACAAGAAAGAAAUGUUAGGAUUUCUGGUUUUGCAACUGCAGAAUACUGUGCCCAAAGUGUCCAUUACUGUGCACGUAGCCAACUUGCCUUUAAAAAAUUACUAACUUCUAAAAUAUGCCAGGCACAUGCUUCCUAUGCCCUGAAGUUAUGAAGACUUCAACAAUUAAAGUGAAAAACGGGAAGCUUGCUUAGUUUCCGAUUUCAUUGCAAGCUCAGAACCUCAGUUGGGGUUCAUCUGAAGUUCAAAAGCUCAGAUUAAGCGAGCCAUGCCAAGAAACUAAUGUGUAAACCUAAACCCUAAAAUUCAGGAUGUUUGAAAUAAUAUAUAUCAAAAGCAAGACAAACAUUAAUCCCUUGUGAAUGCAAAUUAAGUAGUCAUUCACAUAAACACAACCUGCUGUGCCUAGACAGGAGUGGCCUCUGAGAGCUGCUGCUGAGUUGCACUAAACCCUUGCUCGAAAAUUC